AGAGGUAAUGUACAAAUAAAGAAAUCUAUUUUCAGAUUAUUUUGCUAUUGUAUCCAUACAGUUAUAUUAAUGAUUUUUCGCUAAUAUCUGUAUUUAGAUUUGGAUCAUGUCUAGCACAUCUUGCAUGGGAAACUGUGAAUUCUUCCUUUGGACAGAAUGGGAUCCAGAAUAUACUGGGAUUAAUUGAUCUGUUGAGAAGUCUCCCUCCAACAUCUGUUUUAAAUGAAACCGCCUUCAACCAAAUGAAAUUAAUUAAAACAGAUAGACGACACAGAUUAAGUGCUCAGCAUUUGAAUGAUAUCAUGUUGGUCAAAAUUGAAUCAUCAUCCAUCCAAGACUUUGACCCAACACCUUCAAUCAAUAAAUGGAUGGUGACACCAUCUGCUCAAGGACGAAGGACAAACUACACCCGGGACACAGUGAAAGAAAGUGACAUUAUUACAGUGAUUGCAGAGAAAGAAGUUGAUAGGGAGAGACAGUAUAUGGAGAGAGAAGUGGAGGGUGAGAGAGGAGUGGAGGAAGAGAGAGAAGUGGAGAGUGAGAGAGAAGUGGAAAGUGAGAGAGGAGUGGAGCAAGAGAGAGAAGUGGAGAGUGAGAGAGGAGUGGAGAGUGAGAGAGAAGUGGAGGGUGAGAGAGGAGUGGAGCAAGAAAGUGAAGAAGAUUCAGAGUGUGAGCAAAAUGAGAAAGAGAAUGAAAGGAGAAUAAAUGAACUUGUAGCCGAGAUUGAGAUGGAAUACAAUUAGUUGAU
Ostrea edulis (European flat oyster) is the source of this 748-nucleotide messenger RNA. RefSeq names its product cilia- and flagella-associated protein 251-like. The coding region runs from base 243 to 743 and encodes 166 amino acids. The record is from RefSeq and is a predicted model, not a curated record. The transcript is spliced from 2 exons. Lineage: Eukaryota; Metazoa; Mollusca; Bivalvia; Ostreida; Ostreidae.